AUGCAGCUUACGCCCAUCUUUGUCUCUUUGUUCGUCGCCAUGACAUUUGCCUCUCCAGUCCCAGAUCCUCAGGUCACUCGUCCAAACUGCCGUCUUGCGCGUAGCGCCGACGCUGAUCCCCAGAUUACUCGCCCGAACUGCCCUCUCCCUCGUGACGCCGGACCCGAUCCAAUUGUUAGAGGCAAAGACCCAGGUGGCCGCGGAGGUUCCGCUUUCUAG
Molecule: messenger RNA, 219 nt
Organism: Alternaria burnsii
Lineage: Eukaryota; Fungi; Ascomycota; Dothideomycetes; Pleosporales; Pleosporaceae
Exons: 1
Coding region: 1-219 (72 amino acids)
Source: RefSeq, a predicted model, not a curated record